Cylindrotheca closterium is the source of this 498-nucleotide messenger RNA. Lineage: Eukaryota; Bacillariophyta; Bacillariophyceae; Bacillariales; Bacillariaceae. The record is from the annotation of a GenBank genome assembly.
AUGUUCCUGGACUCGGGUGCAUAUAUAGAAUCAGUUGAUGACGAGGAUCGUACACCCCUUAUUUUGGCAUGUACCUCUAGCCAUUUUGAGACUGCAAAGCUGCUGUUUGAUCGAGGAGCUUGUUACGAAGAAGUCGAGGAUUCACCGAGAACUCUAUUGCAUUCCGCAUGUGAACAGGGUGUGUUGGAGAUUGUUCGCCUGCUGGUGGACCAACUUGCCAAUCUGGAAGCACGGAGUGAAAGUGACGGUUCACCCUUGCAAAUUGCAUGUGACCAAGGCUCGUCGGAUAUUUGUCGACUGUUCAUAGAUCGCGGGGCUGUUAUAGAAGUGCCAAAUGAAUGCAACUUGUCUACCCUACUUUCUGUAUGCAUGGAUAAGGGGCAAAAUGAUUUGGGACUCGCUCAGCUGCUUUUGGAUCGGGGUGCGAAUAUAGAAGCAAAGACAGAAGAUGGCGUAACACAACUGCACAUCGCUUGUGGGAGGGUAGCUCGGAGAUAA